Exophiala aquamarina CBS 119918 is the source of this 774-nucleotide messenger RNA. RefSeq lists its product as uncharacterized. Gene Ontology annotation, molecular function: DNA binding; zinc ion binding. The coding region runs from base 1 to 774 and encodes 257 amino acids. The record is from RefSeq and is a predicted model, not a curated record. Lineage: Eukaryota; Fungi; Ascomycota; Eurotiomycetes; Chaetothyriales; Herpotrichiellaceae. Gene Ontology annotation, biological process: DNA-templated transcription. The transcript has 2 exons.
AUGAAGUUCGUUUCGCAGGUUUUUAAAUCAUACCCAGCAAUGUUUGCGGGUGAGAACUCUUCACCUCCUUUCAUUCAUUGGGCGCAAAUGAAGGUUGUCAGAUGCGAGUCAUUGGUCAACUGCGUCAACAUAUCUCGUAUGUGGACAAAUAAGGCUGCUGGGACUGGAAACAUGGUCACUGAGAUCAUUGAGAGACAAAUGACAAGGCUCUUUGACCAGCGGACGAAAUAUAACGAACUUGAAAUGUUGGCUGCUUUACAGGCAUAUUUGCUCUACUCGAUGAUGCUCUUCUUCGAAUAUUGCUCACCGAAGAGCUUCGUAGAACAAGACGCUAUGAUUAAAUUGCAGGGCCUAGCAGGAGAUGUUGCUCGGACAGGCACUGUAUGUCUAGCUGAGACGAGAGAUACCCGCCCAGACUGGGAAUCCUGGAUUGUUGCUUCUGCUAAACGACGAACCUUAUUCGUGGCCUCCAUGUUCGAUAAUUUGGUCAACUUCACUUUAGGUACACCAUCGUUCAUUGCAACAGAACUCGCAGAACUACCCGCCCCAGCGAGUAAGCGCCUCUGGGAGUCAAGCAAUCGCAAUUCCUGGAAUAUGGCAUAUAAUCAACAUUUGACUGAAUGGAUAGAGGCGCCGUUUCUCGUAAGCGAACUCUGGCCUGUCGCUGACAUGAACUCGGCAAGGAGGCAGCAAAGGCUCGGCCAGUGGCUGUCGAAUGUAGAUGAGUUUGGCAUGAUGAUUUACAGUGUCACAGCUCACACGUAUGGCGGGUGA